GCGGUGGGCGUGAUGAAGGCGCGCGCGGUGCUGCGGGGCAGGCACGUCUGCGACCCGUCCGACCUGCGCGUGGUGCGGUACCUCACCGCCUUCCGCGUGCCGGAGCCGCUCCACCUGAAGAUCGACGAGGUCAUCGACCGCGCCCUCGCCGAGGAGGCGGAGGAGGAGGCGCGGGGCGGCAGCGGCGACGCCGGAGGAUCGGCGGCUGGGCUGCAGAGCGACAGCGGCGGAGGUGGAGGCGGAGGCAGCGAGGACCGGAUCUCGGCGGCGGCGGAUGGGUCGAGCGAUGGCGAGGAGGGCGGGGAGGGGGGAGGUUUGAGCGGGGAGGGGGGAGGGAGCGAGAGCCAGAGCGAGAGCCAGAGCCAGAGCCAGAGGGAGGCCGGAUCGGCUGCAAGCCCACCCGGAGGCGAGGGCAAAGGCGGCGAGGGCCAAGGCGGCGAGGGACAGGGAGGAGGGCGGCAGGGCGGAGCACAGCAGCGCAACGAGCGGGAGGGCGGGCCCGGGCACGGAGAGGAGAACGGGAUGAGCGGCCGCGGGAGCGGAGGCGGAGGCGCCCAAAAGGGAGGCGAGGAGGGGGCGGCCGACUCAGCGCAUGCUCCGGGAGGGGAGGAGCAGGCGCAGGCCAACGCCUCCCGCGGCGGCGCGGCCGGCGAGGACAAG
Messenger RNA from Emiliania huxleyi CCMP1516, 660 nucleotides. RefSeq lists its product as hypothetical. The transcript has a single exon. The record is from RefSeq and is a predicted model, not a curated record. The annotation marks the transcript as partial. Lineage: Eukaryota; Haptophyta; Isochrysidales; Noelaerhabdaceae.